Messenger RNA from Penicillium nucicola, 222 nucleotides. RefSeq lists its product as uncharacterized. Bases 1 to 222 code for a protein of 73 amino acids. Lineage: Eukaryota; Fungi; Ascomycota; Eurotiomycetes; Eurotiales; Aspergillaceae. The record is from RefSeq and is a predicted model, not a curated record. The transcript has 2 exons.
AUGUACUAUAACGGCAACACUUUGAGCGUUCAUGCGAGUGAUCACAUGCUGAUAGUCACCUUCCAAGACGCCAUUGUGCGAUACUGGCUCGUCGAUACAGGGCCAAUCUCUGUGGAGUACUGGCGAUGGAAGGAAUCAGCUUGUCCAAGUCUCUCGUUUGGCGUCAACACCUCACCUUUCUGGGAUAUUAAGAAACAAAGUAACAUGAUGACCGUCGUUUGA